Molecule: messenger RNA, 273 nt
Organism: Epithele typhae
Lineage: Eukaryota; Fungi; Basidiomycota; Agaricomycetes; Polyporales; Epitheliaceae
Exons: 2
Coding region: 1-273 (90 amino acids)
Source: RefSeq, a predicted model, not a curated record
AUGCGCCCGCUGGGGACCGUGAGGGGCGUGGGUCUCGCCGGCGGCCCUGCGCGCGCCGACCACCCGUUCCUGGACGUGUUACUCAUGUACCAUGGCUGGAUGUCGACUGUCGUGGAUCUGCUCUCCGCACAAAUGGGUGUAGCAGCUACAAGCGUUGGUGUGAAGGCGGCGGAUGUUGUCGCGAAAGCGAUGUGCUUCUUCCUCGCCGUCGCACGGACCAACACAGCGGCGCCCAGCCUGCUCUCCCUCUCGGAUCGCUCCUGGACGCGGUAG